AUGUGGAUCAAAAUCGAGCGGAUCGCCGCCUUUGCACAGGUGCUCUGCGACCCGCGCUGCGAGGGCGAGGAGGUGCCCGCGCGCUACUCGAUUGCCUUCUUUUGCAACCCGAACAAGGCGACGCUCGUGCAGUGCCUGCCCGGCUGCAGCGGCGAGGGCAACCCGCCCCGGUACGCGCCGAUCAACGCCUUCGAGUACAUCACGCGCCGGCUCUGCGGCACCAUCGACGAUCCGAUUACGGGCCAGGGACACCGACGGGGCGAGUAG
Molecule: messenger RNA, 267 nt
Organism: Emiliania huxleyi CCMP1516
Lineage: Eukaryota; Haptophyta; Isochrysidales; Noelaerhabdaceae
Exons: 2
Coding region: 1-267 (88 amino acids)
Source: RefSeq, a predicted model, not a curated record